ACUAACUCUAUCGAGGCGGCAAUCGAGUUCGAAUCUAUGAUCCGCACUCUCAAAAGUGUGCAACAUGGUAACAUUACGAGGUUCUUCGGCUGGUGCAGAGAAGGGAACAAAUUCUUACUGGUGCACGAGUUCAUGAGCGGAGACUUCGAGUUCAUGAGCGCAGACUUGGAGUAUGCCUUGUUUAGGUCGCCACAGUCGCUCUCCUGGAAGAACAGGGUCAAUGUGAUAUUCGACAUAUGUGAAGCCUUGUGCUAUCUCCAUAGAAGGCGGAUCCUGCAUCGUCAGGUCAAGGCUAGUAAUAUUCUUCUGAAAGUUGUUUCGGACGCGGAGGAGGGUCAUUUGGUCACCAAAGCUAAGCUCCAUGAUUUUCGGCUGGCGGAGGCAUUGGGACAUGGUGACAAAAUCUUCGUAGACAAAUCUCUUGUGGAUAAGUGGUCUCUUGAUCUGAGUUUCCGGGACCUGCCUCCAGAGGCUGUCAAAGAUGGAAUAUUUAGCGAGGAGUUUGAUGUCUACGCAUUUGGAAUCGUGAUCCUGCAAAUCGUUACCGGAAAGCACACUACAGGCACGUUUCCGAACUGCUACCAGUUUCGUCUGCGCAAUUGGUUGGUUGAGAAGCGCGAAAAUAACUGCUUAGAAGAUGCUAUCGACCCCAAACUCGGCAUGCACUUGUCAUUCACAACGGCCUCACACCUUCUCAGGCGUGAGGCCAUUGCACUUCUCAAUCUUGGCCUGGAAUGCUUGCAGCCGGAUCGAAUCAAGAGACCCUCCAUGUUCAAUAUUAUGGAGAAUUUACUUCGGAUACUUCACACGGAGCACAAUAGAAAAGCAAAAUAAAAUUGAUCAUGAGAGGUUUCUGAUCUAUAUAUCUGAAUUGGUUUAUUGAUUCAGCUCAAACACUAAGUAGUUGCACAUUGAUACCUAGAAUCAACUGGCUAUGUUUACACCUGAAUUAAGCACUAAAGAAAGGGAGAUCUGCCUCCAUUAUACUACCCGAGACCUUAAGUGGUUCUCCUCAGUUACAAUCUACCUAGUGUUGCUAACACCCCCUCUCCAAGGAAACAUUUAAAAGCAACGUCCUCUCUCAUGGCGCUGAAGAAAGUGGUCGCUUGUAUUUGUGUGUUUGCAGAUAUCUUGUCCUUUCUCUGUGAAAUUGUGUAUUGUGAGCAACUGUCGAGUCCGUCAGCUAAGAGCUUUGGAAGAUGAGGCCCGAUGUAGAUUUGUGUCUCCAUCGGAGCAAAAUUUCAAUGUAGAGUUGGCAGCAAUAGUGAACAGAUAGGGUAGCAAACUAGCUAUCGAUCCUCUUGUAAUUCUGCCGGUGAUGGGAUACGUAUAAAGAAGAGUGGUAGAAUCUUCGCCAGAUAAUCAGUUAGAUUUAUGUAUGUGUGUAUGUAAUCAAAUGCAAC
Marchantia polymorpha subsp. ruderalis is the source of this 1403-nucleotide messenger RNA. The record is from the annotation of a GenBank genome assembly. Lineage: Eukaryota; Viridiplantae; Streptophyta; Marchantiopsida; Marchantiales; Marchantiaceae.